Molecule: messenger RNA, 3686 nt
Organism: Lontra canadensis (Northern American river otter)
Lineage: Eukaryota; Metazoa; Chordata; Mammalia; Carnivora; Mustelidae
Gene: ZBED4
Product: zinc finger BED-type containing 4
Exons: 1
Coding region: 39-3548 (1169 amino acids)
Molecular function (GO): DNA binding; protein dimerization activity
Source: RefSeq, a predicted model, not a curated record
CCAACACGACGACGCGGCCCGAGUAGUUAUGGUCAGUUAUGGAGAAUAACCAGGAAACUCAUCCCGAAAGGGGUGGUGAAUUGGUUUCUGAUAAAAUAAAUUUUAAAGUAGAAGAGGAAGAUGGUGUUCGCAUCCCUAAGCACAGUUUGGAAGGACUGGCGUUUAAGAGUGGGCAGGGCAGGCCCGCGGCGGAGGCAGGUGGGGAGCAGGCAGAGGCGAGGGAGGCGGGCGGGGGCUGCGAGCCCCCCGGGCAGCGCGUCCCUGCCGACCAGGAGGAGGAGUACGGGGCCCUGUUCUCCCAGUACAGCAGCACGCUGUACGACGUGGCCAUGGAGGCCGUGACGCAGAGCCUCCUCUCGGGCCGGGGCGCGGGCUCCAGGAAGAAGUCGCCGGCCUGGAAGCAUUUCUUCAUCUCCCCGCGGGACAGCACGAAGGCCAUCUGCACGUACUGCAUGAAGGAGUUCAGCCGAGGGAAGAACGAGAAGGACCUGAGCACCAGCUGCCUCAUGAGGCACGUGAGGAGGGCGCACCCCACCGUGCUGGGCCAGGAGAACGGCGGCGGGCCGGCCCUGCCCUCCCUGUCGCCCCCGCCCCUGCGGCUGCCGCCACAGCCCGCCGACGCGGGGGACCUGGGUGCCGCGCUCUCGCCCCUCAAGCUCGCCCCAAAGCUGGCGUCCAAGGUCCCGUCCCCCGACGACGUGACGGAGGAGCCUGUGGUCCCCCCCGACGACGUCCCCCCCGACACAUCUGCCCCCGACAGGUACGGGCGGGAGGAGGCCCUGGGGGCGCCGCCGCACCUGCCCCCGCUGCCGGGCGAGGAGCGUGCGGAGAACGGGCUGGAGAGAAACCCCGCGCUCCCCAAGGGCACGUCCGGGUCCCGCAGGCGGUCGGCUGUGUGGAAGCACUUCUACCUGUCGCCGCUGGACAACUCCAAGGCCGUGUGCGUCCACUGCAUGAACGAGUUCAGCCGGGGCAAGAACGGGAAGGACCUGGGCACCAGCUGCCUCAUCAGGCACAUGUGGCGGGCGCACCGCUCCAUCGUGCUGCAGGAGAACGGCGGGGGCUCGGGCAUCCCGCCCCCGUACGCCGCGCCCCCCACGCUGCUGCCCGCCCUGCCGCCUCCCGAUGGAGACCCGAGCUCCGUGGCGUCCUCGCCCGGGAAGCCGGCCCGGGCGUCCCCCUCGGCGUCCUCCUCGCCCGACCGGCUGCCCGAGGAGCUGCAGGUGCGUCUGAGCGCCGGAGACGCGCUGGUGGGGGACACGGCGCCGUCCUCGGACGACGCGGGCGAGGCCUCGCUGGCAUCCUCCCCCGAGAAGCCCCAGGCUGGCGGCCUGAGCCCCGGCCUGCUGGACUGUGGCGCUGGGUCCCAGCAGAACAGGAAGGUGAUGAAGAGGCUCAAGUCGGAGGUGUGGCAGCACUUCUCGCUGGCCCCCACGGACAGCCUCAAGGCCGUGUGCAGACACUGCGCCUGCGUCAUCAGCCGGGGCCGCAGGGGCGACGUGGGCACCAGCUGUCUGAUGCGGCACCUGUACCGCCGGCACGCGGACGUGGUGGGCGCCCCGAAGGGCGCGCUGGGCGCCAGCCUGGCCAACUCUCCCUACGCCACGCUGGCCUCCGCGGAAGGCGCCUCCGCCAGAUUGACUGACCUGCCCACCGUGGUCCCGAGAAACAACCCGGUCCUCCUUCCCGUGAGCAGCAAGAAGACCUCCAAGCUGUGGAACCACUUCUCCAUCUGCUCCGCGGACCCCACGAAGGUCGUGUGCCUGCACUGCGGCCGCACCAUCAGCCGGGGCAAGAAGCCCACCAACCUGGGCACCAGCUGCCUCCUGCGCCACCUGCAGCGGUUCCACAGUGGCGUGCUCAAGGCCGACGCGCCCCGGGCCGCGCGGGCUUCCUCGCCCAGCCCACGGGGAGCCCUGAGCGCCCACCUGCCAGGAGCCGCCUCCUUCGAAGACCCCAAUGAGAAGUUCUACGAUUCUCAUCCCGUUGCCAAAAAAAUCACGAGUCUCAUAGCUGAGAUGAUCGCACUUGACCUCCAGCCAUACUCCUUCGUCGACAACGUCGGCUUUCACAGGCUGCUCGGACACUUGAAACCUCAGUACUCCGUGCCCUCCCCGUCCUACUUCUCGGGGACGGCCAUCCCAGGGAUGUACAAUAAUGUGAAGCAGAUAGUCCUGUCGCAGCUGAAGGAGGCGGAGAGCGGCGUGGUCCACUUCACGUCCGGGAUCUGGAUGAGCGCCCAGGCCCGCGAGUACCUGACGCUCACCGCCCACUGGGUCACCUUCGCGUCGUCGGCCCGGCCGUACCGUGAGGACCACCACGGCUCGGCCCUGCUGGACGUGUCGCAGGUGGACUGCGACUACAGCGGCGGCAGCAUCCGGAAGCAGCUGGAGGGCUGGUGGGAGGCCUGGGUGACGUCCACCGGCCUGCAGGUGGGCAUCACGGUCACCGACAGCCCGAGCAUCGGGAAGACGCUGAGCGAGGGGGCGCGGGCCAGCGUGCAGUGCUUCAGUCACACGGUCAGCCUGGUGGUCAGCGAGGCCCUCAAGAGCCAGCGCAUGGUGCAGAGCCUGCUGAGCGCCGCGCGGAAGCUGUGUGAGCGGGUGCAGCGCUCGCCCCGGGCCAAGGAGAAGCUGGCGGAGCUGCAGAGGGCGUACGGGCUGCCGCCGCACCACCUGCUGCAGGACGUCCCGUCCAAGUGGAGCACGUCCUUCCACAUGCUGGAGCGGCUCGUGGAGCAGAAGCGGGCGGUCAGCGAGGUGUCGGUCGAGUGCGGCUUCCGGGAGCUCAUCAGCUGCGACCAGUGGGAGGUGAUGCGGUCCGUGUGCCGCGCGCUGAAGCCCUUCGACGCGGCCAGCCGGGAGAUGAGCGCGCACGCGUCCACGCUCAGCCAGGUCAUCCCCAUGAUUCACAUCCUGAACCGCAAGAUCGAGAUGCUCUUCGAGGAGACCAUGGGCAUCGACACCAUGCUCAAGUCCCUGAAGGAGGCCAUGGUGAGCCGGCUGGCCGCCACCCUGCGCGACCCGAGGUACAUCUUGGCCACGCUGCUGGACCCGCGCUACAAGGCCUCCCUGUUCUCGGAAGAGGAGGCGGAGCAGUACACGCGGGACCUGAUCCGGGAGCUGGAGGCGCUGAACCCUACCUCAGAUAACACGCCCGUCCCCAACGGCUGCGACGCGGGCGCCGCCUCGCAGGGCGCGGCCGGGGAGGAGAACCUGUGGUCCCUCAUGGCCAAGAUGACAAAGAAGGGCCCCCGCGAGAAGACGAAGGUGCCCGAGGACAUGGUGCUGGCCUACCUGGAGGAGGAGGUCCUGGAGCACGGCUGCGACCCCCUCACCUACUGGAACCUGAAGAAGGCGGCCUGGCCGGGCCUGGCCGCGUUGGCCGUGCGGUUCCUGGGCUGCCCGCCGAGCAUCGUCCCUUCCGAACGGCUGUUCAACACACCCACCGAGAACGCCAGCUUCAGCCAGUCCAGGCUCACGAUGGAACAUUUUGAAAAACUCAUCUUUCUGAAAGUGAAUCUUCCCUUGAUAUACUUCCAGUAUUGAAGCUCGCAGUGGAGCCGUCGCUGCCCGGGCGCCCACUGUCUGUCCCGGGGAGGCGGCGGGCCCCGCCCACCCCGUCCAGCGUCACUGUAAUGCCUACGUGUGCCUUACUCCCGGUGCCGCAGCCGGGCGUCGCCGCGG